UCCUUUCUCCUCACUGAUGCCAUAAUAAUAAUAAUAAAAAACGAAGAAUACCGGACUGCACCUGAAGGCAUCAUAACACAACGAGUAAAAGCGAGAGCGAAACCCGUGGGAGGCGGGGUGAGGGGGACGGGACAGUACGACCAGAAGAAGGGAAGACGCAUCGACACAGUGGUGAGGAUGACGAUGCCGCAUGUAGGGGCAGUGUUUGCUGCAAUAGCAGGAGUAAUGGCCAUCGUGUUGCACUCCUCCAUUCACAAGAUAGAGGAAGGACACCUUGCUGUGUACUACAGGGGUGGGGCACUGCUGACUUCUCCCAACGGUCCUGGAUAUCACAUAAUGCUGCCUUUCAUUACCACGUUCAGAUCGGUGCAGACGACACUCCAAACUGACGAGAUCAAGAAUGUGCCUUGUGGAACAAGUGGCGGUGUGAUGAUUUAUUUUGACAGGAUAGAAGUGGUUAACAUGCUGGUCCCUCUAGCAGUCGUGGACAUUGUGAGAAACUACACUGCUGAUUAUGACAAAACUCUAAUAUUCAACAAGAUUCACCAUGAACUCAACCAGUUCUGCAGUGUACACACACUACAGGAGGUCUACAUUGAGUUGUUUGACAUUAUCGACGAGAACUUGAAGACUGCGUUGCAGAAAGAUCUUAAUAUGAUGGCACCUGGACUCACAAUACAGGCAGUCCGUGUAACCAAGCCAAAGAUCCCAGAGUCCAUCCGGAGGAACUUUGAACUCAUGGAAGCAGAGAAGACUCGUCUGCUGAUAACCGCUCAAACUCAGAAGGUGGUGGAAAAGGAAGCAGAAACUGAAAGAAAAAAAGCCAUUAUUGAGGCUCAGAAACUGGCCCAGGUAGCAGAGAUCCAUUUCCAACAGAAGGUCAUGGAGAAGGAGACGGAGAAGAGGAUCUCUGAAAUAGAGGAUGCUGCCUUCUUGGCGAGGGAAAAGGCAAAGGCUGAUGCAGAAUAUUACACUGCUGCCAAGUUUGCUGAAUCAAAUAGGAUGAAGUUAACCCCUGAGUACUUGGAGCUGAUGAAGUACCAGGCCAUAGCUUCUAACAGUAAGAUCUACUUUGGCCAGGAGAUCCCCACCAUGUUUGUAGAAGGAACCGGCAGCCCACCAAAGUCUGCACGCUCCUCUAAUCCCCCCCAACAAGACUUAAAGCACGAUGGGCAGUGAGUCCACAGCUCUGCCUCUACGCAGGACAGGAGAACCUGAUGAGGACUCUUGUCUGUGAGGUGGAGAGCACUGAACUGAAGAUGAUGGGUGGGAUAGCUUUGCAGCUAGUUUGCUGAACAACACACUUCAGUCUUAAAUCAAAAUGGCAGAGAAAGAUAAGGAUAAUUUAAGAACAAGCUGAAGAAGGCAAGAUAAAAGGGAAAUGUUGUUUUUCAUCUUCCAGUCUGGAAAAAGUUUUAGGAAUGAGAACGAUGCCGUAGUUUAAAAAGCAAAUCAAAAGCAUAAUAAGUGCUUAUGCCUGGGAUGGCGACAGCAAGUAGUCGCCCUAAUUUACAUGUGCUUGCAACCAGUGCAGUGUUUAACUUUGCUGUUGGAUCUGCAUCCAUUUUGUUUGUUUGUUUGUUUGUAUGCAAGAGGAGCGGUCUGUGAUGAAAAAUUCUAUAUUUUUGAGAAUUAAUUUCUGGUUUAGCUGAACUGGAAUCGACAGGUGACACUAAUUAAAAGCUGGAUGGUUUGGCAAGUGUGUAAUGUAGGUUGGUCGUCUCUGUGCCAUCAAAUCUUCUCUUUCAACACGAGUCAGUGUGAGGACUGUUUAAUCAAACCUCUUAUCGAAUGCUGCUUGUGUAUGGAUUAGUUAAGAUUGGUUUUAUGCAGUAGUUAGAGCAUUAUGCAGAGUCACUGAGAAGCGAGCCCUCCCCCUCUCCCCCCUUCAUUUCUAAUUGGCUGAAUUUAGAAAAGUUUAGUACUAUUCUACAGAUACUCAAGUCUUUGAAGUUGGAGGGAUGCCAUUGUGUCUUCAGUUUCUAUAGUUCUAUAGUUAAUAUAAAGCAUCAUUAGAUUGGUAGUACUGUAGUUUUUGUUCUGUUAGCUUGGUGAUAGUUUGGUGUCAGUACCUGUGGCUCGUGAUAGAAAGACUCGAGAUGCUGCACUAACAUCCGUUGUGGAAUUUACUGUGAAGCCAACUGAGAGAAAAAAAGGGUUCUAAAAAGAAAAUCAGAUUUUCCUCGACAAGAUAAAUCAAGUGGUCAAAAGUUAAAUAAUAUAGGAAGCAGUUGAAUAACUGUGCCACUUGAAGAAGAAGUAAAAGUGUUCUUUGUCAAGAAGUCAGUGCAUCUUUCUUUCCUCCAUCUGGUUUUGAUUAUCGGGGCCAUGCAUGUGGAAAAUUUGUAAAGGCUUGAUUCAGAUGAUUAGUAGUGCCUGCGAUUGUCUGCCAACUCUGUACAGCUUAUUUAGAUGUGGUUGGAAUGUAAAUUCUCAGGAAACUGACUUUUAUUUUGAUGAAACAGCUGCUCAGUGUUGGUCAAAAUUGUUCAUUAAAAUUGCCAGAAAAGAAAGCAUAUGUUAUGCAUGUUCAAAUCUGUUAAUUGAAUCUGAUGACUCAAGUUGGAACAGAAAAUAAUUAUUUGAUUUAAUAAUAAUAAUAAGCAAAGUUCUGAUUUAAAUGAAAGAGUCCAUUGUCUACAACACUUUCUGUUGGAAUCAAAAUUGGCGUGGUGCCAUUUUUAUGAUGCAGUCACCAUUUAAACACACCAUCUAUUUACAGUAGGUGCCUGAGAAUAAAAUAUUAUUAAUAUAAUAAUAAUAAUAAUAAUAUUGAAUAUUACGAGGAUGUUGGUCUGUCAGUAUAAAUGGUGUAAAGAAAAGUUCAUUUCCUUUAUUGAUGUUAACAUUUUUUUAUAAUUUAAAAAUGGUUGGACUGCAAAGUUUUUCAUUCUUGGCUAAAAUAGAUCAUUUCAAGGAUUUUAAUGGUAACACACAGCUCCUAAUUAAAACAGUAACAUACACUUAACCUCUGGUGAGUUUUAUAUGACAACACGAGUUUCAGUACUACAUUAAAAACAUGCUUUUUUUUCUAUUUAAAGAUGAAUGUUAAUGGGCUUAACUAAGAUGCAAGUUGGUGCUAGUUCUUAUUGUGUUUGAGCUUUUUUGGAUUUUGCUCAGCUUUGUGUUUGAGAAACAUGGAAAUACUUCCAAUAUUCAGAAAUCGAGCCUUAAAUGAUAAUGGGUUACCCCAGACUUAAAGAUUCAGCGAUGAUUCUCAUAAAAUAAAAAGCUCCAUUUGAACCUAACUGUGAGACUUUUUGAGAGCGAAGGUGUACGUACUGUAUUGUGCACCCUCUUCGUAGACUCUAGCUGAGAAAGCAGCGGACACUACUAGUGUUUGGAAGAUGUUGUGAUGUUUACUUGACCUCCGAAUGGUAGUUAAAGGCAUUUGUUUUGGUGGUGGGUUCAAAUAAAGAUGCAAAAGAGGGGUAUGAAUCACUCAUGAAAAUUAUUUUGUGGUCAAUAUUUUGUACAAUCUGUGAAAUUCAAACAUUGUCUCCUUGUUUUAAAAGGUUUAUAUGCAAAAAAAAAUGUUUUCACGUUUUGACAAUGUUCUUAUGUAAAAUAAAACCUAUUUUGGUA
Messenger RNA from Larimichthys crocea (large yellow croaker), 3585 nucleotides. RefSeq names its product ER lipid raft associated 1 (gene erlin1). The coding region runs from base 178 to 1179 and encodes 333 amino acids. Gene Ontology annotation, biological process: SREBP signaling pathway. Gene Ontology annotation, molecular function: cholesterol binding; ubiquitin protein ligase binding. Gene Ontology annotation, cellular component: endoplasmic reticulum membrane; endoplasmic reticulum. The record is from RefSeq and is a predicted model, not a curated record. NCBI's taxonomy places the organism in Eukaryota, Metazoa, Chordata, Actinopteri, Sciaenidae. The transcript is spliced from 12 exons.